AUGGCUGUGAGAAACCAACCGGCAAUGUACGCACCUUCUGACUUCCAGACUAAAAUGACAGACUGCUGCAGCGACAUGAGCGUUUGCCUCUGUGGGUGGUUUUUACUCCCCUGCCUUGGCUGCAGCAUCGCCAGUGACAUGAACGAGUGCUGCCUGUGUGGAUCGACUUUUGCCAUCCGCAGUGUCUACAGGACCAGAUACAACAUCAAUGGCUCGAUGUGUGGAGAUUAUGUGGCGAUGGUGUGCUGUGGGCCGUGCGCCGUCUGCCAGCUGAAGAGAGAUAUCAACCGCAGGAAGGAGCAAGGCAUUUUCUGA
Acanthochromis polyacanthus (spiny chromis) is the source of this 315-nucleotide messenger RNA. RefSeq names its product placenta associated 8, tandem duplicate 2 (gene plac8.2). Lineage: Eukaryota; Metazoa; Chordata; Actinopteri; Pomacentridae. The record is from RefSeq and is a predicted model, not a curated record. The transcript has 3 exons. The coding region runs from base 1 to 315 and encodes 104 amino acids. Gene Ontology annotation, biological process: positive regulation of transcription by RNA polymerase II.